Molecule: messenger RNA, 843 nt
Organism: Alosa alosa (allis shad)
Lineage: Eukaryota; Metazoa; Chordata; Actinopteri; Clupeiformes; Clupeidae
Gene: prokr1a
Product: prokineticin receptor 1a
Exons: 3
Coding region: 181-843 (220 amino acids)
Biological process (GO): G protein-coupled receptor signaling pathway
Cellular component (GO): membrane
Molecular function (GO): G protein-coupled receptor activity
Source: RefSeq, a predicted model, not a curated record
AGAGGUACAGCAUAGCUGCCUCUUGCUGCGUCGUUUGUUGUUACCAGUGAAGAAAAUAAACUUGUGAAGGUGGGCAUGGCAAGCGUCAAAUACCCUUACGGUAAAAUUAAUGAUCCAUGAUGCAUUGAGGGUUCCCCCCAGGCAGCCUCGAGUGGAAGACAUUUAGCAAAUUCGACGGACAUGGACGCCUCCAACAGCAGCACGGCCACGGGGCCCUCGGCGGCGGCGAAGGCGUUGUCCUCGGAGGCGCCGUACGACCCGUACCUGCUGGCGUACGACGUCCUGCUGGAUUACGACGUGCCGCCGGACCAGAUCCCGGACACCACGCAGGGCCGCGCCUUCUUUGUGGCCACCAUCGUCAUCGCCGUGGUGCUGGUGUGCAUCAUCCUGGUGUGCGGCGUGGGCAACUGCCUCUUCAUCGCCGCGCUCGCGCGCUACAAGAAGCUCCGCAACCUCACCAACCUGCUCAUCGCCAACCUGGCCGUGUCGGACGUGCUGGUGGCCGUGGUGUGCUGCCCCUUCCUCGUGGACUACUACGUGGUCAAGCAGCUGUCGUGGGACCACGGCCUGGUCCUCUGCGCCUCCAUCAACUACCUGCGGACCGUCUCGCUCUACGUGUCCACCAACGCACUGCUGGCCAUCGCCGUGGACAGGCAGGACCAGGACCAUCCCGUGAGCAGGCAGGACCAGCCCACAAUUAGCCAGGACCAGCCUGUGAGCAGCCGGGACCAGCCCGGAAGAAGCCAGGCCCAGGACCAUCCCGUGAGCAGCCAGGACCAGCCUGUGAGCAGCCAGGACCAGCCAGCAAGCAGCCAGCCCCAGGACCAACCCGUGAGCAUCUAG